GUGGAGUGGAGUGACCCAGUGAAACAAAACAGAGGACACCUGUGAUUUCUCUAAAACUAGUGCUACUACACUAGUUACUAUGAUUGUUACUUAAAAACUAUUAUAUUAUUGCUAUUUUCUUAUACCUAUUGACUUAAUACUACUUAUCUACUAGUUAUUAUUCUUACAUCUACUAGACUAUCGUUUAUGCUUUAAAAAAACUAGGACUAAAAUUCUAAAUAUUAUGUUCCUUUGUUUAAACAAAUUAAUUACUACUAUACUUAUACUACUCUAUUUAUCUAUUGACUUAAAUUAUGGUUCUAUUUCAUAUGACUUAUACUUUUGUAUAUAAUAUUCUUUUCAUUUUCUUACUUUAUUAUAAACAGUAUUAUUUUACUUUAACAAUGAGUUAUUAUUAUUAUUUAUACUUAUAUGGCUGUGUUUUAAAAUCUAAGUCGAAUGAAUAUACCGAGAUAUAAAAUUAUAUGGAUGUACGGUAUAAGUAUGUGAAUGCGCGACCGAGCGAAAAUUAUUCUAAGUCCUGAGCACCAAAAUCAAAGGAAAUAAAAUAAAAACGCUUAUAUAGGUUUCGAAUAAGACGUUUAAAAGUUUUAAGAGAUUGAAAGAAUUAUAAAAUGAACAGAAAUACGAGAAAUAUUGGUGAAAUUAAAAUAAACUUUAAUAUUUCAAUCGUUCAUUCUUUCAUUUUCUAUCCGUCCGCCCGGAUUAUCGUCGCUCACACGGCUAAGUUCUCGGGACUUAGUAUUUAUUUAACAGCUUAAACGAAUUCUUUUCUUUUAAAUUCAAUUUUACUUUGGAUAAAAUUAUUUUUACUCGAUUUCCUUUGACUUAUUAACUCGGGACUUAGAAAAUAUUUUACAACAGUAGACUCUCGAUGUCAACAACAGAGGGCGAGGGAAUUUAUUCCCGUUCACCUCUACAACGGGUAGAUAUAGAGAUAAGACCGCGCAUUUAAGCCCGGAAAGGCAACCUAGUUCUCCAGAGAAGUUGUCUGAGAAGACCAUUCACGGACAACUGACGGAAACUCUCGUACCAGGCGUCCGACCGGACCAGGUAAGUGCAGUUUUUCAUUCUCAUGGAGGGUUGAGGGACUCCACCCUGAGGCCUUCUGCCGAGGGGUGGUGGGUAUUUGGGAACCGAGUAGGUGAGGGUCUGUUGGAGACCAUCCACUGAUCCUCAUGGGAUGGGACUUCGUGUAGGGCCGACGGGGUAGUCGACCAGACUCCCCUGAAGCACCCGGGGAGGGGUAGUACCGCGUGGUAGACCGCGAAUCUUUUGAGUAUGUGUGUGACCGUGUAACCGUGUAAACCGUGUAUAGAUUGUUUAAUUAGCAAUAAACCGUGUAAAUUGUUGAAUAAACAACAAGCCGUAAUUUUAUAAUAUUGAAACCGCGUUUAAUUAUUAAUAUUAAUUAUUGUAAGAGGUAGUAGAAAAGGGCUGGAAGCCAUUAUGCAAGCUUCAACUAUCCAAGAGUUCACGAUGGAAGAGGAGAUGGAGCUGUUAGAGCGAAUGGUCCAACAACAGCCGUGCCUGAUUUUGGAGCCAAUCGCCGAGCCAACCACCGAGACAAGCACCGAGAUCACCACACUCCCAACUACCUCAGCAACUACCUCGUCAAGUACAGCCACCAAUACCCGGAAAAGGCCCGACAUACAGCUAAGGGAGGUCCAAAAAGUGAAGUACCACCUGGUCAAAAAGGUCGAGCCAUACGACCCGACCAAGCCCGGUUUCAAAAGGCCAACCAAAAGGCCCGUAAUUCGGCCAGCCAGCGCCGAAAUAAUAAAACUUGCCAAACCAGUAAAGGCGACCACCAACCCGGGCCCACUGGUAAUCAGCGGUCCCCAGUCAACGGCCGAACUGGUUGGGGAGAGCCCCCGUGGGAAACACAACGAUCCCACGAGCACCAACCUCGAUACUGGCCACGUCAGCAGUAAGGAGCAGCUCGACAACGACGAUGCCUUUCCCGCUCGAGCCACAGCGAGUUUCCCUAAGAAGAAACGGAGGAUAGGGGGACAGAGAAGGGAAUCGACUGCGACCAACCCGGGCCCACUCGUAACGAGCAGUCCCCAGUUGGGCAAAUUGAUCAAAAAGGUAAAUCCAGUGAUCAGGAACGAGGCGACAACCACGACGAGACCUAUUAAAGUAAUUGUCACCAACCCGGGCCCAUUCCGAAGGAACGGUCCCCAGCUAGCAACAAUCGAACCUGGGAAAACAAAGAAAGGACUUGCUACCAACCCGGGCCCAUCCUCAAGGGACAGUCCCCAGCUGGCAACAACCAUCAACGCUGGCUGGAUUGACUACGAUGACGCACCUCUAUUAGCCGACUAUCCGGAGUACGUUGAGUCCAGCCCGGAGGAUCUGUUUCCGCCACCGAAAAAGGUCCAGACACCGUUGCAGCGGCUACUGGCAGCAUUGACCCCUCUAGCCGAAGUAAGGCCAAAGACUGUGGCCAAGAAGGCAAGUUUUACCGCCUACGAUGAAACAUUGAGGGUAUACAAGGUGACUCGGUAUGUAAAAGGUCCAACGCCGAAGAUAGAGCCGACGGGGAAGACUGUCUGGGACAUGCUGGCCAGACUCAGGGAACGAGAGGAAUAAAAAGACAGGAAGAAAAGAGGAUAGCAGGCUAUCCCCUUUUCUUUGUUGAGGUAGGAGGGGUGUGAUGGUGGAGUGGAGUGACCCAGUGAAACAAAACAGAGGACACCUGUGAUUUCUCUAAAACUAGUGCUACUACACUAGUUACUAUGAUUGUUACUUAAAAACUAUUAUAUUAUUGCUAUUUUCUUAUACCUAUUGACUUAAUACUACUUAUCUACUAGUUAUUAUUCUUACAUCUACUAGACUAUCGUUUAUGCUUUAAAAAAACUAGGACUAAAAUUCUAAAUAUUAUGUUCCUUUGUUUAAACAAAUUAAUUACUACUAUACUUAUACUACUCUAUUUAUCUAUUGACUUAAAUUAUGGUUCUAUUUCAUAUGACUUAUACUUUUGUAUAUAAUAUUCUUUUCAUUUUCUUACUUUAUUAUAAACAGUAUUAUUUUACUUUAACAAUGAGUUAUUAUUAUUAUUUAUACUUAUAUGGCUGUGUUUUAAAAUCUAAGUCGAAUGAAUAUACCGAGAUAUAAAAUUAUAUGGAUGUACGGUAUAAGUAUGUGAAUGCGCGACCGAGCGAAAAUUAUUCUAAGUCCUGAGCACCAAAAUCAAAGGAAAUAAAAUAAAAACGCUUAUAUAGGUUUCGAAUAAGACGUUUAAAAGUUUUAAGAGAUUGAAAGAAUUAUAAAAUGAACAGAAAUACGAGAAAUAUUGGUGAAAUUAAAAUAAACUUUAAUAUUUCAAUCGUUCAUUCUUUCAUUUUCUAUCCGUCCGCCCGGAUUAUCGUCGCUCACACGGCUAAGUUCUCGGGACUUAGUAUUUAUUUAACAGCUUAAACGAAUUCUUUUCUUUUAAAUUCAAUUUUACUUUGGAUAAAAUUAUUUUUACUCGAUUUCCUUUGACUUAUUAACUCGGGACUUAGAAAAUAUUUUACAACAGUAGACUCUCGAUGUCAACAACAGAGGGCGAGGGAAUUUAUUCCCGUUCACCUCUACAACGGGUAGAUAUAGAGAUAAGACCGCGCAUUUAAGCCCGGAAAGGCAACCUAGUUCUCCAGAGAAGUUGUCUGAGAAGACCAUUCACGGACAACUGACGGAAACUCUCGUACCAGGCGUCCGACCGGACCAGGUAAGUGCAGUUUUUCAUUCUCAUGGAGGGUUGAGGGACUCCACCCUGAGGCCUUCUGCCGAGGGGUGGUGGGUAUUUGGGAACCGAGUAGGUGAGGGUCUGUUGGAGACCAUCCACUGAUCCUCAUGGGAUGGGACUUCGUGUAGGGCCGACGGGGUAGUCGACCAGACUCCCCUGAAGCAACCGAGAAUGGGGGUAGACCGCGAUUUUAGACCGCGAAUCUGUUAGGUAUGUGUGUGUGUGUGUGUGUGUAUACUUUGUGUGACCGCGUGGAAUUAUUAAUAACCAGCGGCAUUUUUGUUAUUAAACCGCGUUAAAAGUAUGGAUAUUAUUCUAUUGUAAAGGUAGUAGAACUGAGCAUCGGAGCUCAUGUAAAAAAAAGGUUUUGUUUGUUUUCUUAUUUAAAUAAAGUUUGAUUAUUGUUUAUUCGAAAAACUGUGUAUAAAUUAAAGACCCCUUUUGAACCCUGGACUCC
Molecule: messenger RNA, 4190 nt
Organism: Microplitis mediator
Lineage: Eukaryota; Metazoa; Arthropoda; Insecta; Hymenoptera; Braconidae
Exons: 2
Coding region: 1450-2595 (381 amino acids)
Source: RefSeq, a predicted model, not a curated record